UAGAAAACGAACAAUUAGGAAAAUUGUCGACUAUUAUUUUAUUGUUUGCUGACAAAGGAGGAUCUUAGGAUUUAAGGUCAUUGUUUCCUCAAGGUUUUACAGGACCCACAGCAGACGAUUUGCUUCGUUUUAACCCUCUUGAUAUAUUCAAGAAGAUGUUAAAGAUGACUGUCGAUUAUCGAACGAAGGUCCUGCCGAACUAACCGAACGGCUGUAAACCCAAGACAAAAAGAACAGCUGCAUCACCCAUACAAAACCGUUAACCUUUGUAUGCGUUUUGUUUAUUCAUCGAUAAAUAAGAAGUCACCUCAAUUUUUUUUGUCUUGUCCUCGGGUACGUUAUUUUCAGUCGUACUUAAUGGUCUCUGCCAGCAGUCUAGAUUGAACCAAUUUUCAGUUUUCUUCGAAUUUAAAUUUCAACCAGACGUGACCCACAAUUUGGAACCCAAUUCAUAUGGGCGAUAGUCCUUUGUUAGAUGAUGAUUAAUGCACAUAAUAAGGUUCUUUAAUUAGAGAGCGAACGUCACCUUACCCGUAACCUUAGUCAACAACGGCCUUAGGUCUAAAGACAGAGAACAUUGAGGCAGAGAACACCCUUUAUGGCGCCUUUUAACUGUGCGUGAGCUGAAUAACGACAGUUAAACGUACUGAACAAUCUAUCAAAACCAGGUGGUCGACCCAAACUUUCGCAGGGCAAACUGAUAACAAAGGAGUUGUGGAAAACACCUUGUUAGGCCUGAAAACACAUCGAUCGUAUCGUCCUCUCCCCGACACCUUUCUUCUGAACUUUCUUCCGUUCGCAACGCUUUUAAUACUCUUCUUGCGCUUUGAAAUACAACCCUGGCAGUUUUGAAAUGACAGAUAACAUUUUGAAUUUUACUGGUUGGUUUCUCUCUAUUUUUACAGCAACUGGAAAUGGUUUAGUAGUUUUCCUUAUCACCAAAACUCGCAAUCUACAUUCGCCGGCCAACUGGUUUGUCGUCUCCUUAGCAGUUGCUGAUUUUACAGUCGGUGCCGUCCUCUUUCCAUCGGGUUAUUACUGUGUAAACACAACACAUUGCAACAGGAUAGUCAUGAUAUUUUGGAUGGCUUUAUACUGGUUUGUCAUGCACGCCUCAGUCACAAAUCUUUGCGCAUUAACUUGGAAUCGCUACCUCGCCAUCGUUCAUCCAUUCAAAUACAAUACUUCAAUGACCGUAAAACGGCCUCGUAUGACUAUCUUAGUUGCAUGGUUGAUUCCUCUGGCAGUUUCAUUGGCCCUUGUUUUGGGCAUGUUCGCAACAAGCUCCACUACUGUUCACAAAAUUAUGCGGUUGACCUGUGUCUCAGCUUUCUACAUAAUAUUAUGUAUGUUUCUUCUUUAUGCUGUUGUUCGUAUCCUACUUGUUGCACGAGCACAAUCGCGACAGAAAUCUCUUAUGGAACGACAACUUAGAUCUAACUUUGGCUUGACCUUACGCAGAAGUAACAAGAACGAGACAGCUGCAGGAUUUAUAAUUGCUGUUAAUGUAUUUUUCUUGGGAUGUCAUACCGUUGUAAAUUAUCUCAUAGUAUGCCUCACCAUACCUUCUUGCAAUGUGUCUGACAGAGCAGGGCAGGUUGUUAGUUUACUUCUGGUUCUAAACUCUAUGGUGAACCCCAUGGUUUAUGCUCUUUUAAAGAAAGACAUUAAAAAGAAAAUAAAAAUUCUCAUUUGCGAAAAAACCUUCGGUGACAAGCGUAACCAUGGCGAGCAUGAGUAGUAACAGGAAUUUGAAACUUUUUUUUAAGAAUCUCAUGUUAUUUGUCAAGUGGGAUAGAACAGGAGUAUGAAUAUACAGCCAAUGAAUAACAAUUUUCCCUUUGACCCGUCAAAAGGGAAGAAAGAACAGAA
Molecule: messenger RNA, 1872 nt
Organism: Pocillopora damicornis (cauliflower coral)
Lineage: Eukaryota; Metazoa; Cnidaria; Anthozoa; Scleractinia; Pocilloporidae
Product: alpha-1A adrenergic receptor-like
Biological process (GO): G protein-coupled receptor signaling pathway
Cellular component (GO): membrane
Molecular function (GO): G protein-coupled receptor activity
Source: RefSeq, a predicted model, not a curated record